Molecule: messenger RNA, 331 nt
Organism: Paramecium primaurelia
Lineage: Eukaryota; Ciliophora; Oligohymenophorea; Peniculida; Parameciidae
Source: the annotation of a GenBank genome assembly
AUGGGUAUUAUUUGUAAGUAAAGUCCAAUUAAUGAUAAAAACGGUUUAGAGGUUACUUUAUCUUAACCUCCUCCUAUUUAAUAGAUGCAGCCUAAAAAGCCUGAAGAAGUUAAAACUCAAGUACCUGAAAAAUAAGAAGAACCAGGUUAAUCAAUUGAUUAAGCAAAAUAAGAGAAUGAAGUAAUGAUGAAAAUUCUAUGUAACUUAGCCAAAAAGAAAAGAGCAAAAGAAGAUGGGAAAAAUAGCUGCAGUUAUUGAUCAAGAAGUCAUCUAUGAAAAUGUUCAAAAAUAAGAAAAAAUAAAAGUCCAUUUGAUUAUUGAUUGCUUUUGA